AUGAUCGUGAUUUGGUGUGCACUUGCUCUUCUGGGGCUCCUCUGCCGCGAGAUUCGCUUCCCUCACGCGUGGAUCGAUGGCUUUCGCCAGACUUUGCCCAGCUCGACUCAAUCAACUCCUAAACUCUCCUCCUUCGUCUGGUCUGAUAUCGUCCCGUCGCCCUCACUGGUGUACCGCGAUUGUUACGAUGGGUUCCAAUGUGCCCGGCUCGAGGUCCCUAUGGACUGGAGGGUAGAAGGGUCUGAGAAGGUCGCCAUCGCUGUCAUACGACGCCCCGCAAAGGUCCAAGUCACUGACGCGCGAUACGGAGGCGCGAUUCUGGUAAACCCCGGUGGUCCAUCGGAUUCGGGCAUUAUGCAUGCCGUGAGGAUAGCAGAGCAGUUACAAACCAUUGUAGACUCGGACGACGAGGGUGGCCUCUUCUUUGACGUCAUCGGCUUCGACCCACGAGGGGUUGGAUACACCACCCCCAAGCUGGAAUGUUUUGCCGACUACCUGUCUCGUCAAUAUUGGCAGAUAACAGCAGCGGCAGAGGGAGCCUUGGCGUCUGGAAACGUGUCCUUUGCAAGCAAGUUAGCCAGGGGACAGUCCAUCGCCCAGUCGUGCGUUGACAGGGCUGUUAACCACAAUGCAAGCAUCGCCUAUCAUAUGAAUUCGGCCCCUGUGGCCGCGGACAUGCUGUCAAUAGUGGAGAGACACGGAGAAUGGCGCGAGAAAACGGCUCGAACCCUCCUCAAACAGCCUACUAAGGAACUCCGCUCGCAUUCACAAUACAAGCGUUCGUCAACCUCGGAGGCAGAUGCUAUUCUGGCUCGAACAGAAUGGAAGGUCGGCAGAGAAAAGCUUCUUUACCACGGAGUAUCUUACGGAACUGUCCUGGGUCAACUAUUUGCGCAUUUGCACCCCGACCGAGUUUCCCGGAUCGUUCUCGACGCGGUCGUUGACACCGACGUAUACUUGGGCAGCAAAUGGGAUGCUCCCAUCGCCCAAUCCGACGACAUCUUGGAAUAUUUCUUUCGAGCAUGCUCCAAUUCAUCCGCAUGCGCAUUCCGGGAAGAUAGCAUUGAAAAAACACGUGCUCGAUUCCACCACCUCAUAGAAUCUCUAGACAUCAGUCCUCUGCCAGUUUCCUCCACGUCAGAACAUUCCGCCGACGUUGUCACUAGCUCGGAUCUGAGGCGAUAUAUCAGGGAGGUGGUUUAUCACCCAGUCGCUACAUUCCCACUGUUGGACCGCCUUCUUGUGGAACUCGCCGAUGGGAAUGGAACGACAAUGGCCAUUCGGAAACAAUCUGGUCUGCUUAGCCGAGAUAGGCAGCUCAGGCGUUGUGACCCCGGGUUAGCGUUUGACCUUUCAUGUCAUGAUCAAUCUCAAUGGGAAAACGAGCCAGCCGCCGCCAUAAUCUGCUCUGAUACCAGGACAAUUUCGGAUUUGACAGAUGAGGAGUUUCUCGACUUUGCCGAAUCACUGCAGAAGCGAAGCUGGGUCAUGGGAUGGUACUGGACAGAGCUACAGCUGCCAUGCAAGGGUUGGACGAUAAGACCAAGUUGGCACAUAGAUGCCCCUCUGGGAUCCAAUACGUCCGAGCCCAUGCUCCUCAUCGGAAACACUGUAGACCCAGUUACUCCCCUUCAAAGUGCUAUAAACAUGUCUCAACAAUUUCCAAGGUCUGUGGUUCUGAACCAGGAUUGCUCUGGUAUAUUGGGUCGACGAGGUGUUGUCCUGGUAGGACUCUGGGAAGAAGUGAGCAAAGUGUGGUGGCCAUUCCAAGUCUUUGUAUUUUAUGAAGCUGGCCGUCAACAGUCAAAUCUGAAUUGGACCCCCGGCCCUGCCAUGUACCUCAAAUGA
Messenger RNA from Clonostachys rhizophaga, 1848 nucleotides. Lineage: Eukaryota; Fungi; Ascomycota; Sordariomycetes; Hypocreales; Bionectriaceae. The record is from the annotation of a GenBank genome assembly.